AUGCACCGACUAGUGUCUCUCCUCUACUUUAUUCUGGGCUCGUGGGCUAUUUCAAUUUCAUCUCGUGAAGCCGCAAACGCUUCUGAAGCAUUCAUUACCUCUGUCACUCUGUCUAGCGAUGGACUAUCGUACUACACAGUGAUUGGAUUGGGUGACAUGAACUUCCGCGUUUCCCUCGAUACCGCGUCUUCGGAUCUAUGGAUAAUGGCCUCAUCAUGCUCAACAUCCGCUUGCCAAACUGUUCCUCGAUAUCCUCUCACUUAUGAAAGUACAACCUACCAAUCUGUCAAUGAAAAUUCCACUCAGUUUGUUGCUGAAUAUGCGGAUGGGACCAUUGCCGGCGGAUUUGUUGCAAAAGAAAGUUUUCAUCUAUCGAACCUGACUGUGCCAAAUCAGGCUUUCGCUUUGAUCACUGACUCAAAUGUCACAAUGACUGACGACAUCAGUGGCAUCCUUGGACUUGGCUUUCCCCGCAUAUCGACCAUCAAUGCCACAUCUACUAAUUCUACACCUUUCUUCCCUAGUCUUGCGCAACAAGGAUUAUUGCAGUACCCCCUGUUCGGUCUUAGCUUAACUCGAAAUAGUACGGGAACUCUUUCUCUCGGGGCUAUCGACUCUUCUGUCGUCACCAACCUUAGUAAUGUUGAAUGGAAUCCUGUCGUAGAGUUUUCACCCUUCGGUAACGAGAGUAACUCCUCGAGUUACUAUCAAUGGGCUAUACCGUUGACAAGCCUCUCGGUGAAUGGGACAUCAGUUGCACUUUCCCCGUCUUAUCCCACAGUCACAGGGAACCAUUCUAUUGCAAUAUUCGACGUGGGCACUCCUGGAAUAUAUGGGCCAUGGGCAGAUGUCUCAAAGCUCUUUUCAACAUUCGCUAGCGCGCGCCUCGUCAAUGAAGCUGUUGGUCAAUGGGCUGUCCCUUGCGACUCAGCCAUCACUUUAUCUUUCACGUUCGGUCAACGAAACUUCACCCUCCAGCCUACAGACUACAUCAUUGGAGAAACUUCAGGCGAUCCCGGACUAUGUUUAGCUUGGCCUAUAGCUCUUGACCCCAGUCCAGAUGGCAUCGACUGGCAGUUUGGUACCCCGUUCAUGCGCACUGUCUACACCGUUUUCAGCUAUGGCAUUGAUACACUAGAGCCUCCCAUGAUUGGUCUCUACUCUCUUAGUAACGCUACGGCCCCGGAAUCGACUUUGCUCAUAAACUCGUUUCUUGCAUCCGCAUCCGAAGUCAUCGGUACUACACUCCCAAACUCUCUCUUGUUGACACCGACUGCCACUACGCCAGCUUACUCUUUCAACACUUCUGUGCCGGCAUCCACAGGUGCCAUCGUUCAAGCUGCUCUUGCUACCAGUACCUACAGCCCUAUCUUCGGCGCUGUAACUACUAUACCUGAUUCAGCAACCUUAAAUCUUUCUGCUAUACCUCUUAUACAGCCUUUACCUACUGUUGCAACGUACACAGUCACAGACUCCGCUGGGAUGAUCAGCACCUCUGUCUCACGUAUCUCGAUACCUUCCAUCGUACUGGGUGCUCCUCCCGGCUGGAGCAGUGCUGGGUUCACCGUGCGCGCACCGGCUUUCACUUUAUUACUAUCAUUUGUCGUUUUCCCGUCGCUGCUCUCCUCGCUGUUGCACUGUACAUCAUUGGACUUCUCAUGA
Messenger RNA from Lentinula edodes (shiitake mushroom), 1662 nucleotides. Its product is annotated as acid protease. Gene Ontology annotation, biological process: proteolysis. Gene Ontology annotation, molecular function: aspartic-type endopeptidase activity. Lineage: Eukaryota; Fungi; Basidiomycota; Agaricomycetes; Agaricales; Omphalotaceae. The record is from RefSeq and is a predicted model, not a curated record. The transcript has 13 exons. The coding region runs from base 1 to 1662 and encodes 553 amino acids.